CAACAACCAGCCAGUGAAAUGUUAUGCUGCUUUGCUAAACCUCCACAGUCCACACAGAAGCAAAAUGGCCGAUAGCAAACUAACAGAUCUUACAGCGUCUGCCACUCACCUGGGGGUUACUAUGUGUGUUUUGUUUACAGCCUGAGAAGUAUAGUCGUGCAAAAGGAUACUAGCCUUCCUACGAUUCACGUUUCGGUGAUGUCAUUUCUUAUCCAACUUAGCCUUGAAAGCCUCGAAGAACUAGCUCGCUAAGCUAGCUUACCUAGCUAGCCCGUAGGUCUGCGAGCAUUUUUUGUUUGCACGGGACGCACUUUAUUUCCGAUGUGAUUCCCGAGACUGGAGAAUCGGUAAAGGGAAGAGCAGUUAAUGGAAGACAAGAAAAAGAAGAAAGACGACAAAAGGAUAAAGGAAACUUCUCAAAAGGUCCCAGAACAGAACGUCAAAGUGCCAGAAUCAACCAAGCCCUCCUGUUCCCAGCAACCCACCACCCCAACCUCAGUCUCCCCCAGCCCUGGCCCUGUUGACCCCUCGUCCCCAAAUUCUAGUGCCACUGGGUUCUCUGCACCAGUUCUUCCUGGUGGCGGGAACAAUGCAAAGCAGCGGACUGCUGUGGCCAACGGACAGCCCUCCUCCCUUUCUGGAAACCAAACUCCCCAGCAGCAGCGAUACAUGUCUAGAGAGGUUCCACCAAGAUUUCGCUGCCAACAGGACCACAAAGUGCUACUGAAGAGGGGGCAGCCUCCACUGUCCUCCAUGCUACUCGGGGGAGGUGGGGGAGAUGAGAGCACUGGUGGGGUUGGGGUAGGCAGUGGCUGGGGUGCCGCGCCACCCCUUUCCUCAAAAGAAGCAGAUAACUCCAAUGCAAAUACAGACACAGAUUCAAACUUGGGUUCAUCCUCUCCUUCACCACCCAACACAGCAUCCUCAUCAGGUGUUACUGCUCUGUCGUUAUCCUCAUCUUCUACCAAUUCAACUUAUGCAAAUUCCACAUGGGGGGCAGGAUCUGUCAGCCUGCCCCCCUCUCAGGGUUGUGACAAGAUCAUUGUGGACGGGACUGAUCUGGACAGCUGGCCUAGCAUCCAAGGCACAGUCAAAUUAAGUUCUGAUGGAUCUGGAGGAAGAGUGCAGCAGCAAGACGGCCCUGGUAACAAAAACAGUAGUGCCUCAUUUCAUGAGAAGAACCUCCAGCAGAUAGGCGGAGUAGCUGAAGGAGGUGCAGGGAAAGUGUACAAUCCCUCCCCUCCUAUUUCUUCUCCUCUUUCCUCAUUUUCAUCACAAAAUGAAUGUGUUCAGACAGGCAGCGUCAUGUGGAGCUCAUCCACUUCCCCUCGGGCGGAAGCAGGAUUGGGAUCAGCAGCAUUUUAUAAUUCCAAAGUCUCCCAUCUGCUUCCUGGACCUCAAGAGAGUCCCGCAGAUAGCAACAGCAGUCUCCCCGGUGCCAUUUUAAACCCCAGUGUGAACCCCUCCGCCUGGCCAGCCCUCGUGCAGGGGAAGACAUCGACUUCAGCCACUUCGCUACAUUUGUCUUCAGUUCCUGCCAGCACCACCUCUCUCCCUCACAAGCACACGGAGACAGCAGAAUUAGACACAAGUACAGAACAACAGCAUCCCUUGGGAAACUUUGAGCAAGAGCUGGAUUCAGGUGAAGGAGCACAGGGAGCUGGACCAGGACCAAAUCGAGAAGAUGGUGACAAGAGAGAAACUGAGUCUGGUGCUGAAGGAGAAGGGAGUGCGCAUCGAUGUGGUCCUUUGUCUUCCUCUUCUGCUGUCUCUUCCUCUUUGAAACCUUUGACUGCAGUGCCCUCUGCUCCAAGAACAGGUGCUUCACAGGAAGAUCAUUGGGGCGGACAUGACACUGGGAUCCAUGAACAGGAUAAAAAUCCGGGGAGCUUUGGGAACCAGGGUGACAAUACAGGGUGGGGAAGGGAAAGCGCAAAUAUCGAAACGCUAUCUCAGGGAGGGUGGAAAGACAGGAGCUCAGCAGUGGACUGUGGAGACACAGACGAAUGUGUAAGUUCAAAUAACUUAGCAAUAGCAAGUGCAACAGGGGGUUGUGGGAGCAACAACAACAACAACAACAGUGAAGGCGGCGGUGGAAGUGCUUUGCCAGGAUCUGCGUCACCAAAGUUAGCAAUGAUGGAAAAUGCUUGGGACAAUCAAAAAGGGAUGGAAAGUGGGCACGUGGUCCAACAGCAAGGACAAAGCGCUGGUGGUGAAGGACAAGCCUCCUCUAGUGGAGAUGGAACAAAAAAUGAUGGCGAAAAAGGGACUGGUAAUGAGCAGAAGACACAUGGAGCCCAGUCUGUGCUCGCCCUUUCCAACCAGACCUCCGAUGCUGAAGUGGCCUUACUAGGCAUGCUCAAUCGAUCUGACCUGGAUCCCAGGGUUUUGUCCAACACGGGUUGGGGCCAGACCCAAAUUCGUCAGAAUGUGGCCUGGGAUCUGAACACCACUAAACAAGUAGGGCAUCGAAAUGAAAAAAUGUCCUCAUCUUCCACAUUCUCAUCGGGAACAAUGCCCCCCAACAAUCGCAGUUCUGGGUUCAUCUCCAAUUCCAGGCUAAAUAGUAAUGAUGAGUCUGACAAUGUGACCUCUGGCCCUGCUUCAGUGAGGGACUCUUGGGAUGGCGGUGGUCCACAGGUUACUUGUGGUUCUCACAUGUCCGAUGGCGUUCUACACAAGCCCAAAAUGCUGGACAAGGAGGACAGUCCAGGAAAUGCAACUCGAAGUUGGGGCGAUCCUCCACCUGACAACCAGGGCAAAGGGUGGGGUGACGAACACCAGUGGGGGGACCACAGAGGUGGGAAUUGGAGAGACAAAGGAGAGCAGAGCAGCGGGUGGCCUGUUGGCCCAGAAGACAAAAGGACAGGGGGGUGGAAGGGAACUGAAAGAGGAAAGGUAGGUGGUUGGGGAGACUGGGGCCAGGGUGAGUCCAAACCUGGAGGUGGGUGGGGAGAUGGACGAUUCCGAAGUGCAAACAGCUCGGAUGAAGUAUCCUCUUGGGGUAACCCGGAUGAAAGUGCACCUCAGCGGGGAGGAUGGGGAGAGGGAGAUGUGGUUAAGUCUCCCCACGACUGGGGGGGUUCCCAGCCCCACGCAGCAGGUCCGACACCAAACAACCAAGUGGCCGCAAUGAAAACCCCAAAUCAGCAUCACCAAUCACAGGGACAUCACCAACCAGGAAGAACUCUACAAGGAGGUUGGGACAGCCGGCCGAAUGUUGGAAGUGGGGGUCCGCCAUCCAAGAAUCAGAACCAAGGUUCGGGCUGGAUAUCUGGCCCCAUUCCUCAAAUCUCUGGGGAUGACUCUGUGAAACCGAGUGGCUGGGAUGAGCCCUCUCCUCAGUGCAUCAGUCACAAAAUGGAAAUUGAUGACGGAACUUCAGCCUGGGGAGAUCCUACCAACUACAAUGGCAAAAAUGUGAACUUGUGGGACAAAAAUAGAGCCCCAUCUGGCGAAAGCCACAGUCAGCAGGCUUCCGCACUGCAGCCAUCUCGACGACAUCAGGGCUUGCCACACAGGGACGCUAACGCCGGAAAUACAGUUGUUGGUAUGUGGGGAGGGGGCACACAGUCUCUUGACAAUGGGUCAGGUGCUUGGAACCAGACAUCGGAUACAGCAUCGGGAUGGGGUGACUCAGACGAUCCUAAAAUGUCUGGCUGGGGAAACCUCUCACCCAACCCUGGUAAAAGUACCAAGUCACUGGAGACCUGGGGUGGGAAGGGAGAUGGCUCAGUCGCAGCCUCCCGUCAUCCUAGCUGGGAAGAGGAAGAUGACAGCGCGGUAGGGAUCUGGAACAGCACUGGCUCCCAAGGAAGUAGUUCCUCCUUUCACUCAGGAGGCUGGAGUCAUGGUGGAAGGCGAGGCAACAUGAAGGGUGGGAGUGGAGACAGCUGGCUGAAUCCAAUCUCACGACAGUUUUCAAACAUGGGUCCUCUGGGUGAAGACCCCAGCAUAGAGAAGAAGAUGGAAGGAGACAAGAGAGGGAUGGCUGACUACAAUGGCGACAUUCGGAGAGGAGGAAGAGGUGGAGGAGUUUACCGCAUGUCUAAUGCCAAAGACAUGGGCCCUGUUGACAUGAGCACCUAUGGUGAAAAAAUGGGUAGCCACGGAAUGUAUGUUGGAAGUGGUGGAGGGAUCCAUCAGUCCCGAGGGAUACACCAACCUGGCUUGCAUCCUCUGAACCCCUCUCCAGGGCUUCGAGCUCAAGUGCCGCAUCCGUUCCUGUCUGCUCAGGUGCCGGGUUCUAUGUUGAAGCAGAUGCCGUCUCCUGGUGGCAGUGUGCUUGGAGGAGUAGGAGGUGUCGGUUCUGUUGGUGGAGCUGGGAGUGUUGGUGGAGGAGUGUUCCCUCCUCAGAUUUCCCCACAACAAUUAGCUGUGCUUAGCAACAUCUACCCCCACGUGCAGCAAUUCCAUCUGGCUUGUCAGCUCUUGCUACAACAGCAGCAGCAGCAACAACAGCAGCAGCAGUUUCUGCAAAACCAACGAAAGUUCCCUCAGCCACAGCCACUCAGACAGCAGCCAGAUCCACAGCAGCUGGCAAGGAUUGUUGCAAUUCUCCAGCAACAACGACAUCAACAUGGUGGAGUAGCAGCCGGGAGCUCAAAAUUAUCCCCCUCUCACCUUGGAGGAAGUCUGUCGAAACAGCCCAUGGGUGACUCGUAUCCACCUCCUGGAGUGGGAGGCCCCGUGUCAGACCCGCAUUCCAAAAUGCAAGGGGUGUACUCCGGAUUGGAACUUGGCAGUCCCAUGAUCGGGGGGUUGAAGGACAUCGGAGGACAGCAGUCACGCUUCAAAUGGAUGAUGGAGGGACAUUCCCCAGCUCCAUCUCCCCCUGAGUCAACACUUCUCAAGAAUGGCUCCACAGAAAACUGGCAGCGUACGCCUGGGAGCAAAAUGGGGAACAAGACUUCCACAUCCAGUUGGCCACCAGAGUUCCAGCCUGGUGUCCCCUGGAAUGGGAUGCAGAAUAGUGGAGACCCUGAAUCUGACCCCUAUAUGACCCCCGGUAGUGUUCUUGGCUCCCCGGGACCCCCAAACCUCAAUGAUUCUGACCAUCAGUUAUUGCGAGACAACAUAGGGCCAAAUCCUGCCCUCAACACCUCACUGCCUUCACAUGGUGCCUGGCCCUACAGUGCCUCAGACAGCCCACUCAGCAAAGCACACGGUACAGCAAAGUACUCAGAAUAUAAGUCCAGUUGGCCCCCUGAGCCCAUCGGACAAAGUAAGUCGUGGAAGGCCGAUCGCAACAGCUCACAGCUGCCACGCCCCCCUCCUGGCUUAACCAAUCAGAAGCAGGGCACACCCUCUCCUUGGGGAAGUGUCGGCCCACGGGUAGCCCGGAGCUGGGGUGGGGGUGGUGUUAAACAAGACUCGAGAUUUGGGCCAGGCACAGCUUGGAGUGAUGGUGUGGCUUCGAGAGGCAGUUCCUGGUUGCUGUUGAGAAACCUGACACCACAAAUUGAUGGCUCCACACUUAAGACGAUAUGCAUGCAGCAUGGUCCCCUUUUGACCUUUCACCUUGGCCUUACCCAGGGCAGCGCGCUGAUUCGCUACAGCAGCCGUCUUGAGGCAGCCAAGGCCCAGGGUGCACUGCACAUGUGUGUACUGGGGAACACCACAAUCCUGGCAGAGUUCCUGAGCGAGGAGGAAGUUUCCCACUAUUUUGCACAUUGCCAGGCUGCAGGCGCUGAUGUGACGAGCACAGGAGGGGCUGCAUCUGCUGGUACGCUUGGUUCACCUGGAACUGGCACCGUAGUGACCCCAAGUGGGGCUAGCUCUCCAAGAAGUGAGGGGGCUGUAGCGAGCACCAUCUCAGGUGGAGAGGGGAGUGGCAGUGGAGCGGAAAGUGGUUCCGUAGGUCCGAGUGGUGUCAUGUCCCCGGGUUCUGGUUGGCAAGGUCUAGAUGGUACAAGUAGCUGUUCAGAAACCUCCUCAGUCCAAGGGCCCGGUUUGGGGAUUUUUUCCCAGUGGAGCACCAAUGGAGCAGGAGGGGUGGGAAAUGUCGGUGGAGUAGAAUCUGGGAGGUCCGGACUUUGGGGGGGCAUGGCUGCAGGAUACCAUGGCAGCAGUCUGUGGGGGGCACCGCAAAUGGAGGAGAGGCACCAAAUGGACAGUCCUGCUGCGUUGUUGCCUGGUGAUUUGCUGGGCAGUGGAGCUGAUUCAGUCUGAAGAGCCUUCUCCUUUUGUAGGUUUGGACACACUGAUAUUGCAUACACUGGGAUACGUUAUGUAUUUUACAAUAGCACAUCAACACAUAUACAGAUAUGCAUAUAUUAAUGUUCCACACAUGUGCAUACAUAUACAUUGUUUGCAUAUCAACGUGCUCACGCAUAAAGAAGAAAUGUGAGACAUGCUUACACACAUUCUUGUGGCCAGAUUUAAGCUAUUAUAUAAAUAAACGCAGGGACUGUUAGUUGUAUACAGCCUUUUUUUCCACAGAUGAAGAUUUCAACUGCUUAGACUUGAAAACUGAAUAAGAUUGGUCAGUCAGUUGGUCUGAAAGACUAAACUAGACUGUAUUGUGCUUAGUAAAUGGAAGACUUUUGAAAAGAUUUACAUUCAUACACCAAAAUCAGACGCACCUUUUAAAAUAAGGGCACUGUAAACUGCAUUAUCUUCAUUGUAUGAGAAAACUUAAAACUACUACAUGAUGUGAAAGGUGCAGUUUAUUUUCACACACCUGGAAAAAUGACAUUGACCCAACCACACGCAAUCAGCUCUGAAUAACAGAACUGCAUCUUACUGUGUAUGUCAAGUUUGUCUCUAUUUUUCCAGUUUAUAUGUAAGGCUUUAAUUUUGGAAUUGUGAAAAUAAUGAAAAAUGUUAUUUUGUUUUCAAAAUGCUGACCUCCUACUGUUUUACCUUGCGCACUCUUGUUAUCUCUUGAAUAUGUUUGUUACUGUUGCAGUGAUAAAUGUUAAAUUGAGGCUUUGUUGCAUUUCUCCAUGUGUGGAUCCAGUAUCAUUCACACUAUGGACAUGAGUAUGAGUGGGACUGAGACCAAGUAAGUGGAUUCAUUUACCACUGUUAAUUUGUGUGUGUGUGUGUGUGUGUGUGUGUGUGUGUGUGUGUGUGUGUGUGUGUGUGUGUGUGUGUGUGUGUGUGUGUGUGUGUGUGUGUGUGUGAGAACGAGUGUGCAUGUUGCCUGUCAGAAUUGCAGGCAAGGCUGCUUACCAUACAGAAGGUCUAUACAAAAUUUGUGUUCAUUGUACUGCUGACUGUGUUAAGAAUAUUGGCACUAAUGCUUUUUUUUCACUUAUUAGAAGGUGUUUGUUUUAGUGGAGUUAGAUUUUUCUUGUUCAAACUGCAAUAAUUCAAGAAAAAAAUGUUAAUGACACAAACAGGUCAAGGCGUAUGCGUUGGGGGGGAAUUGAAAUGCCAAAUCUUAAACUGUAGACGGGGUGGGCGGGUGGCUUGGGUUGUUUACAAAUGCAGAAAGAGUUACCAUAUGUUUGUAAUGUUCUGAUGAUGUGUGUUUGUUCUGAAUUAAGACAGGCUUUAACACUCCUGUUCUUUGUUUUUGUUUCGAGAUUUUACAAAGGAAAACAUAUUUAAACUAAUGAGAACAAUAUUAAUAAAGUAUUCGCUUGUUUUAAAUGUG
This is a messenger RNA of Hippocampus comes (tiger tail seahorse), 7603 nucleotides long. It is a transcript of the gene tnrc6bb.1, whose product is annotated as trinucleotide repeat containing adaptor 6Bb.1. Gene Ontology annotation, cellular component: nucleoplasm; P-body. Gene Ontology annotation, molecular function: nucleic acid binding. The record is from RefSeq and is a predicted model, not a curated record. NCBI's taxonomy places the organism in Eukaryota, Metazoa, Chordata, Actinopteri, Syngnathiformes, Syngnathidae. Gene Ontology annotation, biological process: miRNA-mediated post-transcriptional gene silencing; positive regulation of nuclear-transcribed mRNA poly(A) tail shortening. The coding region runs from base 367 to 6171 and encodes 1934 amino acids. The transcript has 22 exons.